Messenger RNA from Vicugna pacos (alpaca), 4193 nucleotides. Lineage: Eukaryota; Metazoa; Chordata; Mammalia; Artiodactyla; Camelidae. The record is from RefSeq and is a predicted model, not a curated record.
AGUGGGAGGACCAGAAUACAUGUUAAUGAUGAUCCUAGCUGUGGAGGGGUCUGAGUGUGGGCAAAACAGGUCAGGAAUCGGAAUCUGCAGGGUGCACUUUGUGUUAAUGGGAUUCAGGGCAGUGUGAAGGUCCAGUGAGUGCUAAUGUGGGUUAGCUGUAGCGGGUCCCAAGUGCAUGUUAAUAGGGGUCGGAAUCAUGUUGGGGGAACAGUGAGUGCUGUGGAGAAGCUAACAAGCACCUGGGCCUGCGAGGGGCCCAAGAGUAUGGUGGUAAGAGUUAAUUUAGAGGGGCCCAACUGUGUGCUAACAGAGUUCAGUGCUUUGCUGGGGCUUUGUAUGCUGAUGGAGGUUAGAGAUAAAUAGGGAAAUUGCAGUGCUGAUGGCAGUUAAGAUGCAAAGAAGCCUUCUUGAGGGUCCAGUGUGUACUGAAGGAAGCAGGACACAGUGAGAGGCCAGUGUGUGCUUAUGGGAUGGUUCUGGACAGGAUGAGGAUGGUGUGUCCCUAUGGGAGUUAGUAGAGUGUGAUGACUGUGUCCACAGUGGUCGGUGUGAUGUGAGGUGGUGAGUAUACUUGGAUGUGAGGGUAUUCUGAGGAUGGGUGUGUCCUCUGGGUGGGGGGUGUCAAGAAGGACAUGUGCCCUUUUUUGAGAGGGGUUGUGUAUCCAGUUUUCUUGCUCCCUCCUUCACUAUUCUGAAAGUCUAAAAAUCUCAGAAAACGGAAAUGAUAUUUACAAGUUUUACUGCAUAUUGAUGUUCAAAUGUCUCUGUUCACAGGGUCCCCCUGCUGGGGGUGUUGUAUGAUACACAGAUUUUGUACCCCAUCUUCCUAAAAUUCCCCCCAAAAUGAACUCUGGAACAUGCCAAACCCUUGGGGUUUCCACUUAGCGGUCAUAGACUCAUGAUUCCUUCUGGCUCCCUCCUCAUCCUCCAUCUAGCCCUACUUACAGCCACCCUCCUCCCUGCCUCAGAUCCCCCAUUCCCUACCCCAGCAGGCAAAGCGACUGGAUAUCUGCGCCAUACGGAUACAAGACAGUCUUUGGGGCCUGGCCACACUUCACCUUCCUCAGCUUUAUGUUCAGUGUUCAGCCUCCUGGGUCAGGAUUUUUUUCAUUAAUGUUAUCCUGGGUUCUUUGGAUAGACUUCAUCCUCUUUACUGAGGUCUUCCUGCUAGGCUGGCCCCUCUGCCCAUCCUGGGGGUGAUGAGUUCAGGCAGGCAGAAGCGGGGUUUGGAAGCCACUGGGGUAAGCACCUGAUUUCAAGGUGACAGAUGACCCACUUCUCUCCUCGAAUCCACCCCCAGCCUCAUCCUCAACCUCCUAUCUAGCUCCACUUCCCUUGGGCCCAGGGCCAUCUUAGGCCCUGCUGUGAGUCCAGAUGGUUCCUGGGCCAGGUCUUUCCCCCUCCUUGUUGGCCCAGAGCCCAGGAGGAAGCAGAAGAAGGCCGGCCUCAGCUUUUUGGUGGCCCCAUUCCCUCCAGCAGUCCCAUCUAGGUCAUCUUGCCAAUGCCAGUGUCCCUGGGCCACCUUGUCUGGGGUUGUCCAUGAGUAGCAGGGACUCACCCUCCUCACCCUGACAGAGAUUGGUUUCUAGGCCCUCCUUUGCCCCCCCACCCCAUUCAUUAAUUUCUACCAUAAGCACUUUUUGAGCAUCUACUUUGUGUCAGUCACUGUUCCAGGUCCUCAGGAUAUAGCCGUGACCUAAACAGACAGAAAUCUACCCUGGCGGAGCUGAUCUUCUAGUUAUGGCGGUCGCCAUGGAUCGGAUGAAGAAGAUCAAACGGCAGCUGUCAAUGACACUCCGAGGGGGCCGAGGUGUAGACAAGACCAAUGGUGCCCCUGAACAGAUAGGCCUGGAUGAGAGUGGCGGCGGCGGCAGUGAUCUUGGAGAGGCCCCCACACGUGCUGCCCCUGGGGAACCUCGCUCUGGGCGGGGCCCACUCAGCUCUGCACCAGAGAUUGUACACGAGGACUUGAAGAUGGGGUCUGACGGGGAAAGUGACCAGGCUUCAGCCACGUCCUCGGAUGAGGUGCAGUCACCAGUGAGGGUGCGCAUGCGCAACCACCCCCCUCGCAAGAUCUCCACUGAGGAUAUCAACAAGCGCCUGUCAUUACCAGCCGACAUCCGGCUGCCCGAGGGCUACCUUGAGAAGUUGACCCUCAAUAGCCCCAUCUUCGACAAGCCCCUCAGCCGCCGCCUCCGCCGGGUCAGCCUGUCUGAGAUCGGCUUUGGGAAACUGGAGACCUACAUCAAGCUGGACAAGCUGGGAGAGGGUACCUAUGCCACCGUCUACAAAGGCAAAAGCAAGCUCACAGACAACCUUGUGGCGCUCAAGGAGAUCAGACUGGAACAUGAAGAGGGGGCGCCCUGCACCGCCAUCCGGGAAGUGUCCCUGCUCAAGGACCUCAAACAUGCCAACAUCGUCACGCUACACGACAUUAUCCACACAGAGAAGUCGCUCACCCUUGUCUUUGAGUACCUGGACAAGGACCUGAAGCAGUACCUGGAUGACUGUGGGAACGUCAUCAACAUGCACAAUGUGAAACUGUUCCUGUUCCAGCUGCUCCGUGGCCUGGCCUACUGCCACCGGCAGAAGGUGCUACACCGAGACCUCAAGCCCCAGAACCUGCUCAUCAAUGAGAGAGGAGAGCUCAAGCUGGCCGACUUCGGCCUGGCCCGGGCCAAGUCAAUUCCAACGAAGACCUACUCCAAUGAGGUGGUAACGCUAUGGUACCGGCCCCCCGACAUCCUGCUCGGGUCCACGGACUACUCCACUCAGAUUGACAUGUGGGGUGUGGGCUGCAUCUUCUAUGAGAUGGCCACAGGCCGGCCCCUCUUCCCGGGCUCCACGGUGGAGGAACAGCUGCACUUCAUCUUCCGCAUCUUGGGAACCCCAACUGAGGAGACGUGGCCAGGCAUCCUGUCCAAUGAAGAGUUCAAGACAUACAACUACCCCAAGUACCGAGCCGAGGCCCUUUUGAGCCAUGCACCCCGGUCCCCUUGUCCUUGCGGUAGACUUGACAGCGACGGGGCUGACCUCCUCACCAAGCUGCUGCAGUUUGAAGGUCGCAAUCGGAUCUCCGCAGACGACGCCAUGAAACAUCCAUUCUUCCUCAGUCUGGGGGAGCGGAUCCACAAACUUCCUGACACUACUUCCAUAUUUGCACUAAAGGAGAUCCAGCUACAAAAGGAGGCCAGCCUUCGGUCUUCGUCAAUGCCUGACUCGGUUGCCGGCGGACAGCAUGGCCGUGCCAGCCUCCCACGCUGAGGCCAGGCCUAUACCCCUCCCCAUCAUACCCUCCCCCAGGACCACUACACCACGGCCAGCCAGGGGUCCGGAGCUAGCCCAGGCUGGGGAUCUCAGACUCAGACGAGACAUGGUGAUGCCAUGGGUCUGAGGCUCCCCUGCCUGUUUUCCUGCCCUGUCCCACCUGCCUCAUGUUGUGUGGGCCUUUUUUUUGUUUGUUUCAUUCAUUGUUGUUUUUUUUAAUUAAUUUUAAAUGAGGUUUUCAUUUUUUAAAUGCAAUAUCUCUGUAUACAGACUGGCUGGGCCCCACCCACUUCGUGUGGCCCUCCCACAGUAUUUUGUGCAAUGAAGCCCCGCUCCCAGCCUUUCUAUGGCAGGGACACAGCCCCUAUUCAGAACCCUGACCAUCACCAGACCCUGGGGUCAGCUAAGGGAAAGCAUGCCUUGACCACUCGCCUUCUGACCCCCACCUGCCAUCCCCAGCUGCAGGGGGACUUGGGGACUACUGGAGACUCUCUGGGAGAUGGAUGAGGUGGGGGGCCCCCACUCUUUCCCUCCUGGAGUCCCAUAGCUGGGGCCUCCUUCUCAGGGUCUCCCUAGCCCAGCCCUCCUGCCCCCAUCCCACUCGGUGCUGCUGAGUAGGGGCCCUGCCAGGAACUGACCGACACAGCAAGGAGCCAUAGUGUGUGUAUGCGCACAAGCAGGGACAGAGGGGCACAUGGGGGGUUGUGCCCAGGCGUUACCCCCUAACCCCCGGGGAAGGUGAGGCAGGGCAGGGACAGUUUCUGGGGUUAGUCCUCAGAUGGGUGGUUACCUCCCCUUCUUCCACUCUAAACCCUGGGGCCCUCAAAUGGGGUGGGAGGGCAGGGGCAGGGCCCUCCUAGGGGGGUUUGGGGGUUGGGUUCCUGAAUGCACCAUAAUCGCUGUAUGAAAUAUUAAAAAGUCUAAAG